Molecule: messenger RNA, 717 nt
Organism: Coffea arabica (coffee)
Lineage: Eukaryota; Viridiplantae; Streptophyta; Magnoliopsida; Gentianales; Rubiaceae
Source: RefSeq, a predicted model, not a curated record
AUGCAGAUAAGGUUGCCGCCGCUGUCAACAGAGCCCAACAGGUGUGAGCGUGCAUUUGUUGGCAACACCAUUGGUCAAGCAAAUGGUGUGUAUGACAAGCCACUCGAUCUCCGCUUUUGUGAUUACGCGAAUGACAAGUCCAACCUCAAGGGCAAAUCUCUCGCUGCGGCGCUCCUGUCCGACGCUAAAUUUGAUGGGGCUGACAUGACUGAAGUCGUCAUGACCAAGGCUUAUGCCGUUGGAGCAAGCUUUAAGGGUACAGACUUCUCCAAUGCAGUUCUGGACCGAGUCAACUUUGGGAAAGCCAACCUCCAGGGAGCUUUAUUCAAGAAUACUGUACUAUCUGGAUCCACCUUUGACGAAGCUCAACUUCAAGAUGCAGUUUUCGAUGAUACUAUCAUAGGAUACAUCGACCUUCAGAAGCUUUGCACAAAUAAAACUAUCAGCGAGGAUGGGAGAGCUACUUUGGGUGCCGAUGACUCCGGCCUUGUUUUCCAUCGCUUCCGCUUCUGAUCCAAUUUUCUCUCUAAGACUAAUGAUGUAAACUGCAAUUUUUGUAUUUAUGAGAAUUUAUAAUGUAAUGCACCUCAAAUUGCAGAUUAUUGUGUCCUCGUUUUCGUACAGAUUUGUUAUAGCCAAUGUAGGCAAAACAUCUCAGUUUUCAUAAGCUUUGUUUGUUGUCAGUUUCUAAUGUCAGUUAUGCUGCAAAUGUUGCCA